Cyanistes caeruleus (blue tit) is the source of this 1436-nucleotide messenger RNA. NCBI's taxonomy places the organism in Eukaryota, Metazoa, Chordata, Aves, Passeriformes, Paridae. The record is from RefSeq and is a predicted model, not a curated record.
AUGAAUCUGGGGCCGGGGCUGCGCCGCUCUCCGGCACGGCGGCGCUGGGGGCGGCCCCGGCCUCCGCCCUGCGGCNGGCGGUGCGGCCGACGCGACGUGUCCGUGUUGUGUUGCAGCGUGUGCCGGCUAUGGAGGGAGUGUGCCCGGCGGACGCUGCGGACGCGGCAGCGAAUCGCGUGGGUGUCGGCGCUGGAGCCGGGCCCCGCCGAGAACCACGCGCUGGUGCGCGCGCUGGCCCGCGAGCUUGAGAAGGUUCAUGUGCUGCCUCAGACCGUGCUCUACAUUGCUGAUGCAGAGACGUUCAGCGGGCACGAGGAGUGUCACGAGCAAAAGAAAGCCAGAAAAAGAAACAGUAAAGAAACAGCACUCGCACUUGAAAAGUUGUUGCCAAAGCGAUGUCACGUUCUUGGACUGGUCACCCCAGGGAUUGUAGUUACCCCGAUGGGUUCAAGCAGCAAUCAGCCUCAAGAAAUUGAAGAGGGCGAAGCUGGGUUUGCUCUGUUGUUUCCCAAAAUCGAUGGGGUGAAAAUUCAUACCUUCCAUUUUUCUAAAGACGUGAAGAACAGGGUCUUUGAUGAAAGUAAAUUUGCUGAGGCAGGUCUGAAGAAUAACCCAGAUCUCCGUGUUGUUCUUCUGUUUGGCUACAAUUCCUGGAAGACUGGAGCUACUCGAUUUCUUCAUCAAAUAGUCAAUCCAUUGAAUGAGAAAAGUAUCAUUCUGGCUGGGGGACAGGUGGAGAGCUUUACAUCACUGACCUCUGAGAAUAACCACGCCCAGCCUGGUGACGCCUGUGGUGUGGUUGGGUUGGCUUUCAGCGGUCCCCAGAUCCAGAGUGCCACUGUCCUUUUAGACCAGGAUGUGGCUGAUGAGAGGACAGCAGAAGCAGCCAUGCAGCGUCUCAAAGCAGCAAACAUCCCUGAGCACAACACCAUUGGCUUCAUGUUUGCCUGUGUUGGCAGAGGAUAUCGGCAUUACAAAACCAAAAGGAAUAUGGAAGCAGAUGCAUUUAGGAAGUUUUUUCCAAAUGUCCCCCUCUUUGGCUUUUUUGGACAUGGGGAAAUAGGCUGUGAUCGAAUAGUUACUGGGAAUUUCGUAUUAAGAGAAUGUAAUGACAUAAAGGAUGACCUCCUUCAUGGUUAUACUACUGUUAUGACUCUUAUUCAUCUUGGUUCAAGUAAAGCAAACCAAGCCUAAGUAAGGUUUAAUGCUUCACUGAGCUGUUUGUUUCAUUCCAGAGAGCUGAGAAGUCUGGAAGAGUGGACAUCUUGCAGUCAAAACCCCUUCCAAAAUGUAAACAUCAUUUUGGUAAUAUUAUCGAGUCUUGUAGUUGCAAUAGAGUUUACUAUAAUAUCUGUGAGAAAACCUUGCAUUUUGUGUAAUCCCCUGUACACAUCAGAAUUGCAGGAAAUUAUAUUUGAUGGAAUUCUGCAAUUGAA